This is a messenger RNA of Colletotrichum orchidophilum, 366 nucleotides long. RefSeq lists its product as uncharacterized. The transcript has a single exon. The record is from RefSeq and is a predicted model, not a curated record. The coding region runs from base 1 to 366 and encodes 121 amino acids. Lineage: Eukaryota; Fungi; Ascomycota; Sordariomycetes; Glomerellales; Glomerellaceae.
AUGGGCUUCAUCGGCGCAACUGCAGCAGGCCUCAUGGCCGGCCUCCACGGCUACAUCCUCGUCCUCGAGAUGUUCCUCUGGACCUCCCCCCGCGGCCGCAAGGCCUUCAAGCUCUCCGCCGACUUUGCUGAAAAGACAAAGACUCUGGCCGCCAACCAGGGCCUGUACAACGGCUUUCUGUCCGCCGGCCUCGUCUGGGGCAUCGCCCACCCCGUCCCCGAGUUCGGACGCCAGAUCCAGCUUUUCUUCCUCGGCUGCAUUGUUGCCGCCGGCUCGUAUGGCGGCGCGUCGUCGAACCCGCGCAUCUUCUUCAUUCAGGCCGUACCGGCGCUGGCUUCCAUUGGUGCCGUCCUUUCGGGCUACUAG